This is a messenger RNA of Ornithodoros turicata, 4065 nucleotides long. It is a transcript of the gene DAAM, whose product is annotated as disheveled-associated activator of morphogenesis 1-like. NCBI's taxonomy places the organism in Eukaryota, Metazoa, Arthropoda, Arachnida, Ixodida, Argasidae. The transcript is spliced from 24 exons. The coding region runs from base 260 to 3712 and encodes 1150 amino acids. The record is from RefSeq and is a predicted model, not a curated record. Gene Ontology annotation, biological process: positive regulation of actin filament polymerization; actin cytoskeleton organization. Gene Ontology annotation, molecular function: actin binding; small GTPase binding.
AGCGGCCGCUAGCAGACGACAUUUGGAGCUCCAUUUGUGAAGACACGCGGCUGCUGUUUACGAACCAAGACAUCAACACAAAAUCUGGAGAGGGACUAACAUAUUUUUGUGCCUGGAGAAAGACCCGCAUCCGUGCAGUUCUCGGAUGCUACGCAUUUUGUUGAGUCUUGAAGUGGUGGAUACAGCUUACGAUACAGUGGGACGAAGCGUGGAGAGCAAGCGUGUGUGAAAUGUGACUUGAGCGGCCAGGUUUUACACGAUGGAUACGACGGUUACUACGAAUAACACUACCAUCCCGGUGGCGCCAGCGACUAAAAAUUCGGCGGUCAAGCAACUGGUGCUGUCGUUGCCCGGAGGCCUGGGCGCCAUGCCGGUGCGGCGACGAAGAGGGCGGGGGGGCCUCUGCUCCUGCCUUGGGGGAACCAACGACGAACCUCCCGAGAUCACCUACCACGUGGUGGAAAACGGCGUGGUCACCAUGCCUCCCGCGCACCUCAUCAUCCCAACACAUCCGAUGCCCGACGAGAAUGAGCUCAACGCCAAAUUUGCAGAGCUUGUGGACGAACUCGAUUUGACUGCGGCCAAGAAGGAAAUCAUGUUCAGUUUGCCUCCAGAAAAGAAGUGGCAGCUUUAUCUCAGCAAGAAAAUGGAGCAGACGGACAGCUCUUCUUCACACUUCCCUGACUAUUACAUCGAACGCGUUAAUGCCAUGUCCAUGUUGCUAUUCCCAAGAGAAGAGGAAGAGGUCAACGUACGGGCAAAGCUCCUCGAUAAUCUCAAGACAGCCUUAAGGACACAGCCCAAUAGCUUCGUCACUCGAUUCCUUGACCAAGAUGGACUAGUCUGCCUUCUCAAUUUCCUCGGAAAUAUGGACUAUAAUACUGCCCAAAGCCCAAUUCACACAUCUCUCAUCGGAUGCGUGAAAGCUCUCAUGAACAACUCAAAUGGAAGAGCUCACGUGCUGGCGCAUCCGACAGCUAUCAACACCAUCGCUCAAAGCUUGAGCACUGAAAAUAUCAAGACUAAAAUAGCGGUACUAGAGAUUUUAGGAGCCAUGUGCCUUGUCCCUGGUGGCCACCGCAAAGUCCUGGAAGCGAUGCUUCAUUUUCAGAAACAUGCGUGUGAAAGGACACGCUUUCAGACCGUCCUCAAUGACUUGGAUCGCAGCACCGGUGUCUACAAGGACGAGGCCAACCUCAAGACGGCAAUCAUGUCUUUCAUCAAUGCCAUCCUUAACUAUGGUCCUGGACACGAACACUUAGAAUUUAGGCUUCAUUUGCGUUACGAAUUCCUGAUGCUAGGAAUUCAACCUAUCAUCGAAAAACUGAGAAGUCAUGAAAACGCUACGCUAGACAGGCAUAUUGAUAUAUUUGACAUGGUACGAAUCGAAGACGAGAAAGAGCUCGGACGCAAGUUUGACAUGGCUCAUGUAGAUACGAAAAGUUGUACAGCAAUGGUUGAAGCCAUUAAGAAGAAGCUGGGCUUGACAGCGGCAUUUCCUCACUUUUUAUCACUGCUACAACAUAUGCUCAUCAUACCAUAUAACAAGGGGACGCCCUUACACUGGUUGCUCUUCGAUCGCAUAGUCCAACAGAUCGUUAUACAAAGUGAGAACGGGGAGAAUCCGGACAUAUCUGUUAUUGACAUCAACGUGAAGAAUAUACUUAAAGAGUUGGCGACGGAAGAGGAACUCAGGAUAGCGAAGGAAAAUGCUGAGAGGUUUGAAAAGGAGAAUAUUGAACUGGCAACCCAAAUUGUAAAGAAGGAGCAAGAACUAGAACAGUGUCUGCAAGAAAAGGAGGACCUCCAGGCAACAAUGACAAAAACGAAAAGUAAGCUAGAGAAAGAAACAGUGGGUCACCUGGAAGCAAAGCAGAAAAUAGAAGAGCUUGAGUACCGCUUGCGGGAACUUGCACAAACUCUGGACGCCGAAAGACGCCAAAGGAACGCAGCCGAAGGCUCGCUGAGGGGCACGGCGUUCGCCGACUCUCUUUCGUCAUCGUCGAGGAUCCCAGGACAUUUUACGCCCAGUGGUGCAAGUUCUACGCCACCACCUCCUCCACCGCCCAUGCCAAUGAAUGGGAUAUGUUCCACACCUGGGCCUCCCCCUAUACCAGGGGCACCUCCUCCUCCCCCUCCUCCCAGUAUGCCCUUAUCGAGGAUACAAAGGGUGGCCAAAAACAUCCCUCAGCCUACAAAUCCUCUGAAGUCUUUUAACUGGUCUAAGUUACCCGAGUGUAAAGUCGACGGCACAGUUUGGACGGAACUGGAUGAUACUAAACUCUACAGAGAUAUUGAUCUUUCUGACAUUGAUAGAACGUUUUCUGCCUAUCAAAAACAGCAAGGCUGUCUGCCAAAUGGGUCUCUAGAGGACAUCCCUACAAUCACAUCACGAAGUGCCAAAGUUAGGGAGCUGUCUCUCAUUGACGGUCGAAGGGCUCAAAACUGUACCAUUCUCUUGUCAAAGUUGAGGUUGACCAAUGAGGAAAUCUGCAAAGCUAUUCUCUCCAUGGAUUCCAAAGACCAGAUACCCAAGGAUAUGGUCGAACAGCUGCUCAAGUUCCUUCCUAGUCCCGAAGAGAAAACGCUUUUGGAAGAGCAUAGUACUGAGAUGGAAAGCAUGGCAAAGGCGGAUAGGUUUCUUUAUGAGAUCAGCAGGAUUAUUCACUACGAACAACGACUGAGGACUCUCCAUUACAAAAAGAAGUUUCAAGAAAGGAUAGCGGAUUGCAAACCCAAAAUUAUUGCCGUCCUUGAAGCGUCCAAAGAAGUUUAUCGCAGCAAAAGGUUAAAGAAGCUCUUGGAAGUUGUUCUGGCUUUUGGAAAUUACAUGAACAGAGGACAGAGGGGCAACGCUGUAGGCUUCAAGCUAUCCAGCCUUAAUCACAUCGCGGACACAAAGUCCAGCACCAACAGGAACUUCACCUUGCUCCACUACCUCAUCGAAACUUUAGAAAAAAAGUUUAAGGACACCAUGCAACUUGAAGAAGACAUCCCAGAUGUACGCAAGGCAGCCAAAGUCAAUCUCGGGGAGCUGACGAAAGAAAUUCAAGACUUGAAGAGUGGAUUAAACGAAGUGCAACGAGAGUUGGAGUACUUGAGAAGUCAGCCACCUCAGCCUGGAGAUAAAUUUGUUGUAGUCAUGAAGGAGUUCAUCACCAGUGCCACGUAUAAAUUCUCAGAGCUUGAAGAGAGUUUUCAAGACAUGAAACACAGGUACGAGAAGACAGUGAGGAGGUUCGGAGAAGAUCCUCAGCAGUUGCCGCCAGACGAGUUCUUCGGUAUCUUCGAUAACUUCCUCACGUCGUUUUCCGAGGCGCGAAACGACAACGAGAAUUUCAGGCGAAGGAAAGAAGACGAAGAAAGAAGGACGAAACAAGAAGCUGAGAAGAAGGAGAGAAAAGAAGGAACGCUUCGUGGCUUAGCUGCUCUGCGUGCCAACGGUACUCUCCCAGGGGCUCUCAAUGGCGUAAAGAACAUAAACGGCGGCUCGGACGACAAGGGAGAGUUUGACGACCUUAUAUCCGCCCUUCGUACCGGAGACGUCUUCGGAGACGACUUCUCGAAAGGUCGUCGGAACCGACGUAGAGGGAGCAGCCCCGCGUCGGCCGCGGUGCUCGACGGUACUCCUGUCGUGAACGGGGUUUCGCCGAUUCAUGACAAUAGUAGGGACAGGGUGACGUCUUUUAUGUCACGAAAAUUCAAAUCGUGAUGACCUAUGAUCGCUGGUUUAUCCAGAGGAAUAUCCUGAGUGUUAAAAUGUUCUGUAGAUAUUGUAACGGUGGAAUGCAGUGUUGUUGUUUUGACAUAACCCCCCUCUUAGAAAAUAACAUUAGGAUUUAAAUACAAUGCUGCGAUGUUUUUGCUAUUAUAGUGUUAUGCAAUAGUGUUUGUAAAUACUUAGUUCUUGAAUGUUCACUACAUUAAUAGUUUUACUACUUUUUUACCAUUUUAAUACUUAGUUGCUUGUACAUACACAAGUAGUACUUCUGAAUCUCUGAUCUGUGUAUGCUUUUGUACAGUGCUCACGACGUGAAACAUUUAAUUAAACCAUUGUGAAACAAG